Trametes versicolor FP-101664 SS1 is the source of this 297-nucleotide messenger RNA. RefSeq lists its product as uncharacterized. Bases 1 to 297 code for a protein of 98 amino acids. The record is from RefSeq and is a predicted model, not a curated record. Lineage: Eukaryota; Fungi; Basidiomycota; Agaricomycetes; Polyporales; Polyporaceae. The transcript has 2 exons.
AUGGUGGCGGUGCGAGAGUCAGUUGCGAACUUCGAAGCCGCACACGGGUUGUUGCGCCGUGUGGGCGUCUACAGAUGUGUCGUCCUUCUCUUGUCUCCCCACGACCGCGCGGCGGGCUCUGAGAGAGUCGCGAUGCGAGCGUCUGAGUGCAGCCAGGAGCAGCUCGAGUUCAGCCAGGGCUCCCGGGCUGCUCUGGACACUUCCACGCUCGAUUUCGCGAGCACGCAGGCACAGAAUCGCGUUGUUCUAAUCUCACGCAUACGAUACAACAACGGAAUCCCCAUCUACGCGAUCUGA